AUGGCGCCCCCGGACGGGACGCCUGGCGCUUAUUCCGUCCCCUCGGUGCCCGUCAUUUUCAAUGGCACAAAUUGGGGCGAUUUUGUUUUCCAUAUGGAGGUCCACAUGGAUGGGCAGCUUCUGUGGGGCUACCUCACGGGUGAGCGGAUCUGUCCUCCCCGUCCUCUUCUUCCCACGCCGCCCACAUACCCGCCAGAUGCUGAUGAUGAUGCCAAGAAUGCUUUACUUGAGGCAUUUGAGACCUGA
Molecule: messenger RNA, 246 nt
Organism: Miscanthus lutarioriparius
Lineage: Eukaryota; Viridiplantae; Streptophyta; Magnoliopsida; Poales; Poaceae
Source: the annotation of a GenBank genome assembly